AGUGAAGAAAAGUGGGUUUAACAAUAAUUUGCUGCAAAGUUAGAAGAGGGCUUCAGCUUUAUUAACUUCUUCCUUUGCUUUCAUUCUCUUUCUCUCUAUCUAUCAUCAUCAUCCUCGUAAUCCUCAUCAUCUCUCUCUCUCUCUCUUUCUCCAUACCCUAGCUACUUGCAGUUAUAUACAAAAAAAAAAAAAAGGCUGCUUAGCUUUGCUUCUCUUUCUUCUUAUUUCAUCAUCAAUGGUUUUUAUCUAGCUAGAUAUUAAACCAAACUGUGAGCUCUAGCUAGAGAAGAAAGAGAAAGAGAAAGAGAUUGGUGAAACCAUCAAGAUUGGUGAAAUCUAGAGAUAUGGAGCAAGUAGGAGGAGGUGGAGGUGGUGGUGGUGGUAAUGAAGUUGUGGAGGAAGCUUCACCGAUUAGUUCAAGACCUCCUGCUAACUUAGAAGAGCUUAUGAGAUUCUCAGCCGCUGCGGCUGAUGACGGUGGAGGAUUAGGUGGUGGUGGAGGAGGAGGAAGUGCGUCUUCUUCAUCGGGAACUCGAUGGCCGAGAGAAGAAACACUUGCUCUUCUUCGGAUCCGAUCCGAUAUGGAUUCUACUUUUCGUGAUGCUACUCUCAAAGCUCCUCUUUGGGAACAUGUUUCCAGGAAGCUAUUGGAGUUAGGUUACAAACGAAGUGCAAAGAAAUGUAAAGAGAAAUUUGAAAACGUUCAGAAAUAUUACAAACGCACUAAAGAGACUCGUGGUGGUCGUCAUGAUGGUAAAGCUUACAAGUUCUUCUCUCAGCUUGAAGCUCUCAACACUACUCCUCCUCCUCCUCCUCCUCCUUCAUCUUCCCUCGACGUCACUCCUCUCUCCGUCGCUAAUCCCAUUCUCAUGCCUACUUCUUCUUCUUCUCCAUUUCCCGUAUUCUCUCAACCGCAACCGCAAACGCAACCGCAACCGCCUCAAACGCAUACUGUCUCUUUUACUCCUACUCCACAGCCUCCUCCUCCAAUGGCUCCGACCUUUCCGGGAGUUACUUUUUCGUCUCAUAGCUCAUCCACGGCUUCAGGAGUGGGGUCUGAUGAUGAUGAGGAGGACGAUAUGGACGUGGAUCAAGCUAACAUUGCCGGUUCAAGUAGCCGCAAACGCAAACGUAGGAAUCGCGGAGGAGGUAAGAUGAUGGAACUAUUCGAAGGUUUGGUUAGACAAGUGAUGCAGAAGCAAGCGGCUAUGCAAAGGAGUUUCUUGGAAGCGCUUGAGAAGAGAGAACAAGAACGUCUCGAUCGUGAAGAAGCUUGGAAACGUCAACAGAUGUCUCGGUUAGCUCGAGAGCAUGAGGUCAUGUCUCAAGAACGAGCCGCCUCUGCUUCUCGUGACGCCGCAAUCAUUUCAUUGAUUCAGAAAAUUACUGGUCACACUAUUCAAUUACCUCCUUCCUUAUCAUCAUCUCAAACGCCUCAACCGCCCCAUCAACCGCCUCAACCGCCCCCAGCCGCUAAACGUGCUCAAGAACCACCAUUAUCAACAGCUCAGUCUCAAUUACAACAACCAAUAAUGGCGAUUCCGCAACAACAGAUUCUUCCUCCUCCUCAUCUUCCUCAUCAACCAGAACAGAAACAACAACAACAACAACAACAACAACAAGAGAUGAUGGUGAGCUCGGAACAAUCAUCAUUACCUUCAUCAUCAAGAUGGCCAAAGGCGGAGAUACUAGCGCUUAUAAACUUGAGAAGUGGAAUGGAACCAAGGUAUCAAGAUAAUGUCCCUAAAGGACUUCUAUGGGAAGAGAUCUCUACUUCAAUGAAGAGAAUGGGAUACAACAGAAACGCAAAGAGAUGUAAAGAGAAAUGGGAAAACAUAAACAAGUACUACAAGAAAGUUAAAGAAAGCAACAAGAAACGUCCUCAAGAUGCUAAGACGUGUCCUUACUUUCACCGUCUCGAUCUUCUUUACCGCAACAAGGUACUCGGUGGUGGAGGCGGUCCAAGCACUUCUUCUGGUUUACCUCAGGAACAAAAGCAGAGUCCGGUCUCUGCGGUGAAACUGCCUCAAGAAGGAGUUGUUAACGUUCAACCUCAUGGGUCAGCUGCUUCAAGUGAGGAGGUGGAGCCUAUAGAGGAAAGUCCACAAGGAACAGAAAAGCCAGAAGACCUUGUGAUGAGAGAGCUGAUGCAACAACAACAACAACAACAACAACAGCAGCAGCAACAAGGGUCAAUGAUAGGUGAGUAUGAAAAGAUUGAAGAGUCUCACAAUUAUAACAACAUGGAGGAAGAAGAAGAGGAGAUGGAUGAAGAAGAACUAGACGAGGAUGAGAAGUCCGCGGCUUUCGAAAUUGCGUUUCAGAGCCCUGCAAACAGAGGAGGCAAUGGCCACACCGAGCCACCUUUCUUGACAAUGGUUCAGUAAAAAAAAAAAACAGAACCAUUGUUUCAAGAAAAAAA
Messenger RNA from Camelina sativa (false flax), 2422 nucleotides. Its product is annotated as trihelix transcription factor GTL1. NCBI's taxonomy places the organism in Eukaryota, Viridiplantae, Streptophyta, Magnoliopsida, Brassicales, Brassicaceae. The record is from RefSeq and is a predicted model, not a curated record.